GGUAAAAAUUCCAUCGAGUUCUCCGGACACAUGAUUAGUAUCUCCGCUAUAAAAGGGGACAUGCUAACUACCUCCCUUUUCUAAGCUUUCUUGUACAAAAAAAUAAAAUCUAAGUAUUAAAAAAGACCUUAGCUUUCUCCAUCACUAUUUCCCCAUUACCAUUUUCUGCACCAUGGCCGAUGCAGCUGUAACGCCAUCUACCGAUGCUGUUCCACCAUCUACUACUACUGAUCCAGUAGUAGAAGAUGAGAGGAAACUCAAAUAUCUGGAUUUCGUUCAAGUUGCAGCGAUCUAUGUGAUUGUUUGCUUCUCAACUUUGUAUGAAUACGGCAAAGCAAAUUCCGGCCCGUUGAAACCUGGUGUUCAGGCCGUAGAAGCCUCUGUUAAAACCGCCAUUGGACCGGUUUAUGAGAAGUUCCACGACGUACCUUUCGAUCUCCUCAAGUUCAUCGACCUAAAGGUAGGAGACUUGAUAACAGAAGUAGAUAGCCAUUUACCUUCCCUACUAAAGCAAGCAUCAUCCAAAGCUCUAUUAAUAGCUCAUAGGGCACCAGAAAUAGCUCGAGAUCUCACCAGCGAGGUACAGCGCAAUGGUUUAGCAGACACAGCGAAUAACAUAGGUAAAGCACUGUACACAAAGUACGAACCAACAGCCAAGGAUCUAUAUGCAAAAUAUGAGCCAGUAGCCGAGAAAAAUGCAGUUUCAGCAUGGCGGUCACUGAACAAACUUCCUUUUUUUCCUCAAGUGGCUCAGAUUUUGGUGCCGACGGCUGCUUAUUGGAGUGAGAAGUACAAUCAAGUGGUAAAUUAUGCGUCGGAAAAUGGUUAUGCAGUAGCACAUUAUUUUCCGAUUAUCCCCGUUGAGAGAAUAGCGAAGAUGUUUGAAGGUGGCGCUGCCACAGAGAACGAGCAGCCCGUUGCCUCAGGACAAUGAUCAUUUCGCAUUUUGAUUAAUGGGCCGUGGGGUUAAUAACUUGGAUUUUGUUUGUUGGUAGUAAUUGUUCCUCUUUAUAUCAUAUGCCAUUUCUCAAAUUACUUAAUAUAACUGUAUUUACUCGGUUAUGUUUACUAUGGUUUGAGCAGUGUUGUAAAAGAAAUGAGGUGGGGAAGUUGGUUAGGAGACACGGGCAAUCUCCACAAAUGUACGUUUUGGGGGUUUAACAAAGUACAUUAUUUAAUAAUUACUCUAAAUGCCAAAUUUUAGAUUCUGGAAUAAA
Molecule: messenger RNA, 1217 nt
Organism: Capsicum annuum
Lineage: Eukaryota; Viridiplantae; Streptophyta; Magnoliopsida; Solanales; Solanaceae
Product: stress-related protein
Exons: 3
Coding region: 173-934 (253 amino acids)
Source: RefSeq, a predicted model, not a curated record